Saccoglossus kowalevskii is the source of this 1326-nucleotide messenger RNA. RefSeq names its product UBX domain-containing protein 7-like. NCBI's taxonomy places the organism in Eukaryota, Metazoa, Hemichordata, Enteropneusta, Harrimaniidae. Gene Ontology annotation, biological process: proteasome-mediated ubiquitin-dependent protein catabolic process. Gene Ontology annotation, molecular function: ubiquitin binding. The record is from RefSeq and is a predicted model, not a curated record. Gene Ontology annotation, cellular component: nucleus.
AUGGCGUCCAAAUCAAGGGGAUUCAAAGCAUUAGUGGAACAAUUUAGUGCUAUAACAGGAGCGAGUGAGGAGGUUGGUCAGCAACUCCUGGAUGUCUGUAAUGGUAAUCUGGAGAUGGCUAUUGGUAUGCAUUUGGAAGGCGGGUCAGAAGGUCCAGAAGUAAAUGACAAUGUUCAGGAUAAUAACCAGGCCAGUACAUCAUCUGUUGCCGUAGAAACACCACAAGAUGAAGAAAAUCUAGCAGCUGGCAAACCAGCUACAAAGAAAAAGACAUUGGAAGAUUUAUUUCGUCCACCCAUUGAUAUUAUGCAUAGAGGAACAUUCAAUACUGCAAGAGAAACCGGACAGAGUCAUUGUAAAUGGCUGUUAGUGAAUGUACAAAAUGUGCAGGAGUUUUCCUGUCAACAAUUGAACCGAGAUGUCUGGAGUAACUCUGUUGUUAAAAGUAUUAUAUUAGAGCAUUUUGUUUUCUGGCAGGUUUAUCAUGACAGUGAUGAAGGCCAGAAAUAUAUACAGUUUUAUGAAGUUAGUGAAUAUCCAUAUGUUGCCAUUUUAGACCCAAGAACAGGUGAAAAAUUGGCUGAAUGGCAUAGACUUGAUAACAUUAAUUUUUGCGAUUUAGUGACUGAGUUCUUAGCUCAACAUCCUAUAUUUGAUAAUGAAGGCUUGAGUCCACCAAAGAAACGAGUUGACAGUAUAGUUGAUGCAAGUGAGGACAGCCAAUUGGAAGCCGCCAUUGCUGCCUCUCUGGCAGAGACGACGAGUCCAAAAAUGGAAAACAAAGAAAAGAAAAAAAAGCUGAGAGAAGUAAUAAUUGACAGUGAAUCUGAACAUUCUGAAGACUUAUCUGACUUGGAGAGUGAAACAUUUCACUCCAUCAAUGGCAGUAGUUCAGAAUCAGAAUGUAGUGACAAUGAAACAAACAGUAGAGGCACAUCACCAAGAUGUUCUCCCGUCAAGAAACCUCAAAAAAACGGAAAUGCAAAUUGUAGCAUUGCAGAUAAACAAGACUCUCUGAGUAUUGAUAUAAAUAAAAUGGCAACAAGGAACAAUGUGAACUCGCCAGAAAAAGAUAAACAUAACAAUCACAAUAAUGUUGAGAAGUGCAAAGAUGAUAAGGAUGAUGAUAAGAACAUUGAUAAUGUCAUCAUGAGUGACAAUGAUAGUAUUGUGAGUUAUGACGAGGAAGAAGAGGAUAUUGUGGAAGAAAAUAAAGAUGGUGAAGAUGAUGAUGAUGAUGAUGAUGGUCCUAAAACUAACUUAAUGGUUCGUUUUCCGGAUGGUAAAAGGAAACAAGUAUCACUGUCUGCAUCUGCUAAACUUAUG